AUGAUUUCUAAUUCCGACAUUGAAACAAUAAAUAAGUUUAUUCUUGAAGCUAGUGGAACUCUUGAGAAUAUUUAAAAGGCUUUUGUGAGAAAAUUUUCAUAAGAAUAUGGUCCUUAUCUAUAUUUUUAUUAAGGUCUCUGCGAUAAUAUAUUCACAAAGGGAUAGAGACUCUUAAUUAUUUUCUUGUUACACAAUUCUGAAUUGAGAUAGUGUUUAUCGGAUAUAUCAAAUUACUGUUUAAAUCAAUUUGAAAAAAAGUUCAUUCAAGAUCCAUAACUUUAUGCUGGCCUUACAAUAAAGACCGUUUUAGAAGAAUUAGAUAAAUUUACGAUGAAUGAAAAAUAAAUAAAUAAAGAAUUGUGGUAGCCAUAAAGUUCAAUGUUUAAAUUGAGAAAUUGUAUAUCUAUAAAUAAUAAUCCACCUUAGUAAUAUAAAUUAAUAAAGUUUAGGAAAUUGCUGUAAAAUUAAAACUUAUCACAAUAAUAAAAUGGAUUCGAAAUUGAUUUUUUAAGAUUGACUCCAAACAUAGUUUAGAAUCGAUGUGAUUGGAUUGAAUUCUAUUAGGUUUACGAUGUUCAAUGGGAUUAUUCAUUGCAGAUCAAUUCUGACAAGUUGAGUCAGAUAAAGGAAAUUAUGCAAAAGGCUCAUUUACAAUAACUGACUGAGUAAGAAUUAAAGUAAUUUCAAGAGUAUUUGAGGAAGGACAAUAAUAAUUUAUUAAAAAAUAAUGGAUUAUUAAAUUUCAAUUUAAGCGAUUUGAUAGAGAAGAACUUAAAUUUAGCCUUUUUCCUGUUUACUAAGCAUUUUCCAAAUACUGAGUUUCUAGAUUUAAUGGAUGCCUUGGUUACAAUUGAUAUUACACCAAACUCUUUGGAGAUGAUGUGCAUGAUAGUACAGUAAUAUCAUGUGCCUCAGGAAUACCUUAAUUAUUAUGUGAAUUAUUGCAUUUAGUUCUGCUCAAAUAUAAAGGAAAAAGGAUAGCAAGUGAAAAUGAUCAAAUAUUUGACAAUUUUCUUGAAACAUCUGAUCAAUAAAAAAAUGCUAAAGACUCAUGAAUUACAGACUGAGUUGCAAGCUUUUUCGAUAGAAUUUUCUAAUAUAGGAGAAACAUCAAGUCUAUUCAAAUUGAUAAAGAAUGAUUAAUAAUAAUGAUAUGUAUAAUAAUAAUUAUUGAAUUUAAGUGUUUAGA
Molecule: messenger RNA, 1189 nt
Organism: Paramecium tetraurelia
Lineage: Eukaryota; Ciliophora; Oligohymenophorea; Peniculida; Parameciidae
Exons: 7
Biological process (GO): negative regulation of translation; mRNA catabolic process
Cellular component (GO): CCR4-NOT complex
Source: RefSeq, a predicted model, not a curated record